This is a messenger RNA of Caenorhabditis elegans, 1485 nucleotides long. It is a transcript of the gene irld-51, whose product is annotated as Receptor L-domain domain-containing protein. The record is from RefSeq and is marked reviewed. Bases 1 to 1485 code for a protein of 494 amino acids. Lineage: Eukaryota; Metazoa; Nematoda; Chromadorea; Rhabditida; Rhabditidae. The transcript is spliced from 8 exons.
AUGUUUUUGUUACUUGUUUUAUUUUGUCAGUUUUUAUCAAAUUCCGCAGAUUUCAACAAGGAUUUGAAAGAACUCAAAGCGCAAAAUUUAUGUGACAACAAAUGCAUAUUCAACCACUUUGAACUAACUUCUGAAACUAUUGAUUUUUUCCCGAAAAAGUGCGAGACAGUAUGCGGGUUUCUAAUGAUAAACUCGAACUCUAACUUAACAGAGGAGAAAUUGAAAGUAGCAUUUAAAGAUAUGUCCGAGCUAGUUGGAGGCUUAACAAUUGAUAAUUCAAGUCUGGAAAGCUUAUCAUUUUUCAAAUUGAACAAGAUAACAAAGGCAUUCCAUCUAGUUUGUUUGGAUAACCAUGGGGUAUCACUAGUUAACAACUCAAAACUUUCCAAUAUCAAUAUUCUAACUGACUUCUAUUUCUUAUCAAUAAACCUGAAAGAAUGUCUUUUCCACGUGGCAGAUAAUAAAAUUCUCGACGCAACCACACUUUGUGAGCGCGGGGAGAUUCUUCAGCUAGUUGGUCUAGAAGUUUUUGGGAAUUUGAAGGAUUGCCGAUGUCGUGGAGACCUUAUCACAACUGAUAACAUACAGGAGUACCAAAACUGUACGGUGCUUAAUGGAGGACUACGGCUGUCGAAUUUUACUUCGGUGGAUCAGCUGACUGCGUUGUCAGAGGUCACUUUUAUCAAAGGAGAUGUGGAGAUUAGCUGGAAUGGCUUUAAGGAUUUAUCGUUUCUGGGAAAACUCAAAACUAUUGCCGGGAGGAAUGAAGAUGGGCGGGUUUUGGCAAAUAUUCAUGAUAAUUAUGCAAUGACACGUUUUGGAUGGGAAAAGUUGGGAAUGCUCUACGACUCUAACUUUAUCCGCUAUUCCAUGAACAUUGAGAAUCUACACCCCGAUUUCUGUCUGACAAUCGCCGAAAUGUUAGUUUUCCUCGCAAUGUCCACUAUCAAUUUCGAAAAUAUACAAGCCAAAUAUUGCGAAGAUGAGGAUGGAGGACUAUUCCAAAAAUUUUGUACAUUUCAAAACUUAUCCACUCUCGACGAAAACUGUAACGCAAUUUUUGGAGAUGUUGUAUUUGGAGAAAACGAUGGAAGGUAUAUGUCCAAGUUUUUUGGUGUGGGCUUUAUAUUUGGGUCAGUGACUGUUCAAAAUACCAAGACAGAAGGCUUAAAGUUUUUGGACAACUUAUCACAUGUUGCUUCUUUGGAUGCAACUCUCCCAGCAAUAUCUAUCACUUCUAACCAAUAUCUCAAAAGCGCCAAACUGAACAACCUAAUGAGUGUAAUCGCGGAGAGCAAGAAAGAAGUUGUACUUCGUGAUAAUUCCAUGUUGAUCAAUGGGAAUAAACAAUGCAAUUAUAAAAUUAACGAUAACACCGGAACUGAUAUCAAGGUUGAGAUUCAGGAUUGUGAAGCAAAGAGAAAAUCUGGAUUUGGAAUUGAAUUUGUGCUCCUUUUAUUAAUCUCACACAUAGUGUUCCUUUAA